AAUAUCCUACCUCGGUCAGCACUCAACAUUGUGAUUCACAUAUGGAGACAAAUCUCGAGACGAUCCUGUAUACUGCUUGAACCUGCGUGAUCAUCAUGGGCGGCGCCACGACGCAACCUGGCUCAAAUCCUCCUAGUUUCCUCGCACGCGUCGAGACUGUCCGCCGCAAAGUGUUGGAAGAGCACCUUACUGCAAAGCUGUACUAUGUCAAGGCCACGACCCAAACUCCCGAGGGUGUCACCUUUCCCUCGAAAUUGACGGAAAUGGAAAUCAUGUUCCGCCUAGACGAUGGCAUCGCGACAGUCAAAUCAACUGGUCACGACGAUUUCGGGCCUAUCGAGAUUCGCCCUGGACCUAUCAUGGGCAAUGCAAAUCUCGUCUGGCCUAUCAGCUUGGAUAUCAGCGAGGCUGAUGCUCUGCUCAAACUGCAGGGACACACCGGGAGCUACGAUGCUGUGACCCUGCGGAAGCCCUUGUAUCCUGGGAUGAAUGAAAAUUAUUAUUUCUUUAGUAUGGUGGAAGGACCGGAUUUGUCUGUGGGAACUGAGAGCCGUGAGGUUUCAUAGUUCAUUUGCUUCACAAAAGGAGACAUCGCUGGAACUUUUGCCGGCUACCUAAUGACAGAGCAACGCCAACAAGCCUGAACCUCACAUGU
This is a messenger RNA of Exophiala viscosa, 655 nucleotides long. RefSeq lists its product as uncharacterized. Lineage: Eukaryota; Fungi; Ascomycota; Eurotiomycetes; Chaetothyriales; Herpotrichiellaceae. The coding region runs from base 96 to 566 and encodes 156 amino acids. The record is from RefSeq and is a predicted model, not a curated record. The transcript has a single exon.